Molecule: messenger RNA, 5502 nt
Organism: Lonchura striata (white-rumped munia)
Lineage: Eukaryota; Metazoa; Chordata; Aves; Passeriformes; Estrildidae
Source: RefSeq, a predicted model, not a curated record
GGCUCGGCACGGCUCGGCUCGGCCCGGCUCGGCUCGGCUCGGCUCGGCCCGGCAGGGCGGCUCCCGACGCUCUGGCGUGAGCCGACCCCGGCUACUCCUCAGGCUUGGAGACGUUGCAAACGCGUUAGGUCUCCUGGGCCGCCGUCACGAGAUCCCUGCGAGCGAAAAGGUUGCCUGUGUGUUUGCCUCUGCCUUACGGCAGCCAGGUAUCUCUCUAGCCUUGACGUGGUGGGAAUGUGUCAUAUUCCCACGUUCUUUUACAAAAUAGAUUCUUAGGAGGUAGGGUUUCCCUCCCACAGCCAGGACAUGGUUUGUUAAUUUGUUUUUUUGUUUAUUAAUAUAACUUUAAAAAGAGAGUAGGGAGGGAAUGUUGGCACUUAGGAACAGCACUUGCUAGGGGGCAAAAAAAUAAUGCACCCAGGUAACUAAACUCGGUUAUCGAUCAAAAUGUGGUUUUAAUCUGUAGUUAGUAUGUUUAUGUAUCUGUUUCUGAUUGCCACGAUACAAAUCAUUCUCAUGCUUUGCUUAUUUGUUCUUGUGCUCAGUCAAUAAAAUGAGGCUUUUCUUUUUUCAAAUUUCAGCCAAGUCCUCAAAUUAAAAGAGGUAAAAUGAAAUGCAAAAGCUCUUCUCUUUCCCUGCUGUGAGAUAACACUGUUUUAAGCUAUUAGUUUUCAACAAACUUGAAUUUUGAGAGUUUAGCUGAUUUCUGCCAGUUCAGUAAUACAGCUUUCUUGUAGACAAUGUGCAUGAGAGCAGAAAUUUCAGCAAACUUUACCUUGCAUGACAAAAAUCCUCAGUUAGCAACAACAGAAAAUGUGUGUGUGGGACCCCAUGCAGAUUUUUGAAUUCUAAUAAAAGAAACCUAUAAAGAAAGGCAAUUCUUUUAUAUUUACAAGUGUGCUACUGUGCAAUGCCUAUGCUGUAACAAUGAAUAUGCACCAGGCAGUAUAAGGAACCAUGUAUGCUAAAAUUAUAAUUACUAAAAAAUAAUUACAUAUGUGCUUAAAGUUUCCGAUCAAAAUCAGAGGAAUGCUUUAUGUACAGUAAAUAGAUGCAUUUAAAACCGCAGUUCUUUGUGCUUGUUCAUUUAGAAAUGUUUGGUGCUUGAUAAGUGGAAAAGAGUAUUGAGACAUGUAUGUAUAUUGUAUAUUGUUGAAUAUACAUGUAUGUAUAUUCAAAUUCUGGAGAAAAAGGUUCUGUUUGACUGAUUUGUGUUGCCUAUGCUAUAAAUGCAGCGAACAGGAAAAUGAGAGGCUCCAUUGUAAGCCUUUUCUUUAUCAACAGUGUUUAUUGAAACUUUUACAAUAUUGUUGCUUUGUAUGACUGUGUUAUAUUCAAAUACGAAAUCAGGCAACUUUCAGACUUAAGUCUGCUAACCUGGAAAUUAAUGGAUGCAUAAAUAAUUUAUUAAUUGAUUAUAUAGUUAUUAAUAGAGCUGCAUUUAUAUCAAGUGCUUUUCAAAAUUGUAAUGGUGCUUACAUGUUCCUUAGGAAAUCUCAACUUUUCACUUCAGGAGAUUAAUUAUUUUCUAUUACAUAAUAUGAAACCUUUUUUUCUUAGUUGCAGACAACUGAGCAGAUUUCUUCUUGGCUAUGUCCAUACUGAGUGGGAAGCACAAGGGUGGAGUUUGCAAUGGAGGAGAUCCCAGUUAAAGUUGCAGUCCGAGUCAGACCUCUGCUUUCCAAAGAAAUACUUCAUAACCAGCAAGUGUGUGUCAGAUUAGUCCAAAAUGCUAACCAAGUUAUCAUUGGAAAGGACCAUGUCUUCACUUUUGAUUUCGUGUUUGGCGAAAACUCAACCCAAGAAGAAGUUUAUGCUGUUUGUAUUAAGCCUCUUCUAGUGUCUCUGACUGAAGGAUACAAUGCUUUAGUGUUUGCAUAUGGACAGACUGGUUCUGGGAAGACUUAUACCAUUGGUGGUGAGGACAGUGCAUCAGUUGCAGCGGAUGAAAGGGGCAUAAUCCCACGGGCUAUUCAGGAAUUAUUUCAUCAUAUUUCUGAACACCGUAAUAUUAACUUCCAUGUGAAGGUAUCCUAUAUAGAGAUUUACAAGGAAGAACUUCGAGAUUUGUUGGAUUUGGAGACCUCUAUGAAAGAUCUACAUAUCCGAGAAGAUGAGAAGGGAAAUACAGUGAUUGUCGGUUCUAAGGAAUUCCAAGUGGAAUGUGCAGAUGAAGUGAUAAGCCUGCUGGAAAGUGGUAAUGCAGCUCGUCACACAGGCACAACACAGAUGAAUGAGCACUCUAGUCGAUCUCAUGCCAUUUUUACCAUCAGUAUUCAUCAGAAGCAGUCUGCAGAGUAUCAGAAUGCUGCACAGGAUUCGAUCUCUUCAAAGUUUCAUUUUGUAGAUCUGGCUGGAUCAGAGAGGUUAGCAAAGACUGGAAAUACUGGUGAACGCUUCAAAGAAUCAGUUAAGAUCAAUAGUGGUCUCUUUGCCUUGGGAAAUGUCAUCAGUGCCCUUGGAGACCCAAAAAGGAAAAGUGCACAUAUUCCAUAUAGGGAUGCUAAAAUUACUCGUAUUCUGAAAGACUCCCUUGGAAGAAAUGCCAAGAUUGUUAUGAUAACAUGUAUAAGUCCAUCAUCACUGGACUUUGAUGAAUCUUUAAAUUCCCUCAAAUAUGCCAACAGAGCAAAAAACAUUCGAAAUAAACCAGUAGUAAAUUACAACCCAGAAAAAGACCGAAUUGAUGAAAUGGAACCUGAAAUCAGAUUGCUUCAGGAAGCUUUGCAGAGCCAGCAGGUCAGUAAUCAGCAUUUACAUGACUUAAAUGAAGAAAAAGGCCGUAUCAGUUCACUUGAGGAGAAGCUCACUCGCCUUCAGGUUCAAUAUUUCAGUUACAGAAAUUGUGUAGAUGAAGCCUUACUUUUACUGGUUGAUUUGAAUGAUGAUGUUAGCUUAAGAAGAAGUCAGCGGGACAGAUUGCAGAGCUGGAUCAGUAUGGUGCAGAAAGUAAGGAAGGAAGCUCUCACCGUCCAGGAGACUGACACAGGGACUGAGACCAGCCCUGUACCACAUCACAUUACAGUUCUUCAGCAGAAGAGGGACCUAGAGAAAUGCCAGCAGGUACUAGCUAUGAAUGAAGAACUAUUUAGCCAGAAGAAUCAUGAAGUGCAGAUACUGCAGAAUCAGACAAAGGCAUUGCUACAAGAAAAGAAAGAGCAACAGGAAUUUUUAAAGGAGGCUCAAGAAACACAAAGAUUACAGGGGUAUACCAGCCCCCCUGUCUUGUUUCUGGCCCAGAUGACAGAAUUCCAUAUUCGCAGACAGAUUAUACUGAGCAAAUUAGAAGAUCAAGAUAAAGUCCUUCACUGCCACCUCCCUGAUCAGAGUGACGAAGAGGAAGACAAUACACGCUGCGAAGAGAAAACCUCAUAUAAGUGUUCCAUAAAUCAAACAUGGACACAAAAUCAUGCAUCUCUGUGCUUUCUUCCUGAUGUAAGUGACAUGAAGCAUCAAGUAGACAAGUCUGGUUUGUCCAAUAAAUCUGCCCUACAAACCGACACAAACACAGGUGAAGAGAGUGACAGCCUCCAGAAUAGCCAUGUUAUUAACAUGCAGAAGUUAACGAAUUCAGAGUUGAGACUUGCUAAGACUGAGCAAAAAAUAAGAAAACUUGCACUUAAUAUGAAAAGGAAAGAGGAACUUAUUAAGGAUUUAGUAAGAACAGGUAAGGAUGCUCUGUCUGUAAGCUGGCAGUGUUCUUUGAAGAUAAGUCAACUGGAGCAAGAAAUUGAGCAGGCCAAAACACAGCUGUCUGAAACACAAAAGCAGCUUCAGGAGCCAGAUAGUAAAGAGCUGAGAGAUAUUCCUGAGAAAGUCAUGUUACAGAAAGAGUGCCAGAAGAAGACAGAGGCAGCUAAGUUGAAAGUGCAGAAGAGAGAAGCAAGAGAACUUGCGCAGAAAGUGGCUCAGUUGAAGCAUCAGCUAUCCCAGAUAGAGGAGAGACUGUGUGAGGAGAGUGAAAAGAAGUAACUGGAAGCAGAGCUUCAGCAGGACCAGCAACAAAUGAAGGCUUUGAACAAAGAUAGUAUGAAAUUGUCUACGCUCAUCAGCAUGCUGGAUGAGGAGCUGUGUGAUAAAAGUAUGCAGCUUCAGGGCAACACCACUGACAAGUCAGACAUUUUGGAAAAAAUACAGGUUCUCCAAAUGGAAAGGGAUCAGGUGCUCAGAAGGAGAAAUAGUAUGGAUAAGAAUCUGAAAAUUGGUAAAGUGUUGUCAACUGAAGAAGAACAUAUUCUUUUCCAGCUAGAAGAAGGAAUGGAAGCCUUUGUAGCUGCAAUUGAUUGCAAGAAUGAAAGUAUUCAUAAUCGCCAGCACUUACUUAGGUCAUCGUCUCAGAGUCUUUCACAGAGCCAGCAUAACAUAAUAGGGAAACUAGUUUCUCUGUCUGCUGCUGAGCUCAGAGCUAUCAUCAUCAGUUAUUUCAACAAUGUGUUUCUUUCUAAGAUUGUUGGCCUGCGCGAGUCUGAACAAAAAUUACAAGUGCAGAUUGAAGAACAGGAAAUGAAGUCCAUACACCAGAAAAAUAUGAUGUGUGAAUUAGAAUCUGCACUUGAACACAUCAAGGUGCAAUGUGACAGGCAGCUGACUCACCAACGCCAAGAACAUGAGAAAAAAAUACAGUUUAUAUUGAAAAUUUUCAAAGAACAAAAUAGUGAAGGUAUUGCAGAUACCCUGAAAGGGUAUGAAGUAAAAAUCCAGCAACUGGAAAAAUAUUUAUUUUUCUAUAAGAAAACCAGCAGAGAGCUGAAGAAGAAAUUGAAGAGCCUUCUUGGAGAGUCAUCUGAAUAAUUAUGGUCAUCCAGUAAAUGUAAGCAUAUUAUCUGAUAAAUGUUUAUGCAAUUCUCAACAGACCAUUUGAAGAAGUAUGUCAGAUAGCUGUAGAACAUUGUAUUUUUACUGUAUUAACUGUUUUUUGGGAAUAUAUUCCACCUUUACCCACGUUUCAAGUGAGAGACAUUUAUUUAUAGCAGUAGCUCUAGCAGUGGUGUGCCAAUGGUUUAAAUUCUUGCUCUGUUUUCUUUGGAUUCUAACAAUUUCAGCAUUUACAACCUCAAACUGUUACAGUUCAGGCAAAGGAAUUUUACUCUCUGAAAGCAUCUGAACGCUACUGUAACUAACAGCUCUGUUAUAUGCCAUGCAUUUGAUUUCUUAAAAGUUUCUGGGAGAUUGUCAAUGAAAAGUGCCACACUUACAGUUACUAACUUAUUUUAGCUAUUUACUAAAGCUGAAAGAGCAUUUACACUUUUGAAGGGGAAGAAGAAAUGGUCUCUAUGGCAACUCUGUGCUUUGACAUAAAAAAACCCCAACCAACUGAACAAACAAAACACAACAACCAUUAGUAUAAGUUUUUAAAUGUUACAUGUCCUUCUUGCCAGAACCCAGAUGUACAACAGAGCUAUUCAUGUGGAGGAGAAAAGAAGAUUAAGUUUCAUCACCAUUUCUGUUGUCUUAUACCUCUCAAUGCCACCACAAUACCACACAUACACAAUAUAGCCUUCU